Schistosoma turkestanicum is the source of this 5079-nucleotide messenger RNA. NCBI's taxonomy places the organism in Eukaryota, Metazoa, Platyhelminthes, Trematoda, Strigeidida, Schistosomatidae. The record is from the annotation of a GenBank genome assembly.
AUGAUUACAGAUAUAAAUAUUAAUAAUGAUGAUGAUGAAAGAAAUGUAAUCGAUGCACAAUGUUGUAGUAUACCUUGUUAUAAUACACCUGUAUGUCUGUCUUACUACAGUGCAAUAUGUCAAUCAAAUAAAACCAAAAACAUGAUGUUGGAAGAAAAAAUUUGUAUGGAUGGUAAUACGUUUCAGAUAUCAAUAACCCCGGAAUUCGAUUUUCUCAAUGGUACAUUUAUGUGUCAUUUAAAACAAUCCAAAUUGUCACGGGGAUUUCGAUUGAAAUUUUCACUAGAUUUAUCUGAGCUUAUUGAACAAGAGGUCAACACUCGACCUAUAUUUUCAGUUGAAAGUCAACACAAGUUUGAUGCUACUGAGAAAUACAAACUAAAUAUCAAUGCACUAGAUGUUGAAAUUUCAGUGGACGAAUUGAACGAAAGUCUUUUCCACAGUUUCAAAGAGGCUAUCCUAUUAGGUCGAAAAGUGGAAACACAUAAAGCAUAUGAAUUUUUUGUACAUAAGCCUCCAACGACCAAUAAGAUUAAAAGCAUUCAUUCGCCUGUUGAACAUCUCCUACAUAUGGACUCAGCAUUUACAACGAUCCAUAGCAAUAAACCACAUGCAUUUAGUUCUAUAAAUUGGAGACACAAUGGGUGUGAUUCAGAUAUCUUUCAAAAUAUCAAGCUGACAAAAGCCUUGUCUGAUCCUUCUUCUAAAGGUCAUCCAGUUGACAUUUAUCCAGCUUCAAAUGUCAAAAUAACAAAUGCACCACGUUCCAUGUCAAGUAAAGAACACAAUGUUUAUUCGAAUAAACCGCACAGAUUUCGAUUCAAUGAUAAACAUACAAUCUUAUCGAGAGCCCACAUUAAACUGUCAGGUAAUCAUUCAGUCUUACGAUCAGUCUUUUGCAAAAGUGAAAAUAUUUCAACAAAUUUCAAAUUACAUACAAUUAUAGCGGGAAAAUCAAUAGGACAAUAUCGAACUACGCGUAAAGCAGUAAAAACAUCAGUGAAAUUUGUUAAUAAUUCACUAGGUCAAGAAAUAAUUCAUAUUCUUGUGACAGGCUACGUGACAGGAACACCAGCGUACUUCAAUUUCAAACUAAUUUGGCCUGCAAAUCCAUUGAUUUUAAGUAAUCAUGAUAUUAUUGUAUUGAAUUCACAAACAAAAGAUUAUUUCAAACCAAAUCAAAAAUUACAAUCAUUUCAGUUAACUUAUCAAAUCGAUAUUAAUUCGAUCAGCGAGAUUCCAUCGAAAACAUUAUUUCAGUCAUCAUUUCGGUCAACAAUAAUUUUUGAUCUAAUUAUCCAAGACUGUGAUGACGACAGUGUGGCACUAAGAAUAUACACUCCACUUUUCAAAUAUCGAAAAACAGAAAAAAUGCUUCAGGGUAGUGUUGCUGACGGAUCAAUACUUAGUAUAUAUUCGAACAAGAGCAUCGUGGAAGAAUCGUCACAGAUGGUUAUGUUCAGUCCUUUAUUAUUUAUCACAAUUGGAGUUGGUUUACUUUAUUUUUUAGUAUUGAUAAUAUUUGUAUAUAUAAAACAUUGUAUCGUAUCAAACAAAGGUUAUCCAAUUUCAGUUGGAUAUCAAAAACCAGUUAACAGUAUUCAUUAUGGUGAUGAGGUGCAGUAUUAUCAAUUACUACUUCAUCCAUUUCCUGUCAAAUUCAAUAGGCGUACUUUGUAUUAUGCGACAUCAAGAAAAGGUGAAGAUUACAUUCAAACAUUUCCCUCCAGUAGACAAAUGUUAUAUCAUCCCACCAUCGUUGUAAAUCAGCGCUAUCAUAGUUAUGUGAAAGAAUCUCACAGUUCUUAUCGAACAUUUUCAUCAAAUUCCUCAUGGUUUAAUAAUUAUGCUUGGAAUACAGAAAAUUCACAAAUAAAACGAGUAUUUUUAUUUACACACCUUGCAUUCCGUGUCUUUUAUACCUUUCUAUUUACAUUCAGUGUUGCUGUCUCCUUAGUAUUUAGUUUACAAACUUCUGGUAAAAUUUCAUCAUUUGAUAAUAUUUUACAAUGGCCUAAAAUCAAUCGAGAGUUUAUAGAGUUCAAUUCGCUUCAACAUGGUAUGCAUAUGUCAUCACCUACAUCAGUUUCAACAACAUCGUCCUUGUCAAUGCAUGAAACAGGACUGGAUCAGAUUCAUUUAGUCGGUCCAAUUUUAAGACUUCAAGCUGAAACUCAAUGGAUUGAAGAAUUUACUGACCAAGAGUUAAAAAGGCAACUUGAUUAUGUUGAACGUAUGAAAUUAGCUUGUCAACAUGCUAUGACAGUUGAAUUAACAGAUGCUCUUAGAGAAGGUAGACAUUUGGUAAAAAUUAGGCUUGAAAAAUUGCAAUUCAAUACUACAGCACAAAAUAAUGACAUUUUGAACGAUAGUACAAUAUAUUCUAUCAAUGAAUUAGCAAACCAUCAUUUCAACAAACAACGUACAUUAUUUGAUCAUUUGUAUGAACAAAUAAGUCAACAGUUAGAUUUCCGUCAUUCUGAAUCAUAUAAAAUCUAUGCAAAUAUGCUUAGUUCUGUUUAUCAUUCUGGUUGGCUUCAAUAUGUUAAACGUAUGUUGAAUACAUCAGACAAUGUGGAAAGAAAUCCUGGACACUUUUCCAGCAAUAAAGUAUACACAGAAACUAAGCUUAACUUUCAUGACAAUAUGAGAAGAUAUUACGAAAUUGGUCAACAAAGAUCCGGUAUUAAGGCAUCAUAUGUAGCUUUAAUGAACUAUAUGAAUUUUUACCAAGCUGAUUAUGUUCAUUUAUUACCAUUGCAGUUACUUGAAAAUCUUAAGAAAGUAUUCACCUCUCCGAAUCAUUAUCGUUCAAUAUUUUAUUCAUCUCCAGAAUUAUCUAGUCAUUCCAUGGAUUCUGAAGCCAAGUUUAAAGUGACGAAUCAUCAAGUAAAUAAUAAUAAAAUUCUAAAAAUUCAAAAAACACAUCAAGAACGUGUAUUUCUAACAACAAAUGAUUUAGAAGAAUACACAGAUAGCAUGAUCAAUUCCGUAAGUGAUACAUUUACACAAGAAUAUUCUAGCAAACAACACACUUUUAUUUCAGAAAAUUUUGUUCAGUAUAUUAAACACAAUACACAACAAAGUGCUCAAAGUCAUUUGAACUAUCCAAACAAGCAUUCAAUGUUACCAGUGAUGACUUUGACGCACAUACGUUUAAGUUUACUAAUUUUAGACUGUUUCAUUAUUGCUUAUCGAUUUUUUCAUACAUAUCAAAUUGUCAAAGCUUUUUGGACAGGUCAAACUUUACUUGUUGAUGCAUCAAGCUGGUUAGAGCGACAAGCACACACUACUGUAAGCCAAGAACAAGACAGUGGAAAUUUUCAUGAAACAAAGAAUACACUGACGAAACCAUUUGACAGUCAUUCAUGUACAAAAUUUGAAGGAAAAGAAAAAUGUUCACAAUCAGAUGUUCGUGAUUUCAAUGAAACACCGAAUAAACGCCUCUUAAGAACAGCAUUAUUUCAGUGUCUUCCACAACAUCAAAAUCUAUAUGAAUGUCAACAUGAAAAACAGGCAUUAUAUCAGCCACCGAUUCAUGUAUCUGGAAUCCCCAGAAAUUCGCAAUCUUCAGAAACAACAUCCUCGUCAAUAAAUUCCAGUAGUGUCAUUCAUUCAAAAAAUAAAAAUAAAUCGAAACAGCUCUUUCACCUAAAUUCUUUACAUAACCAGUCAACACAAAACCUAUCUGGAUCAUUCCCCGACAAUACAUUGAUUUCUAUUGGACCACCAUUAUGCCUCCCACCAUCAUCAUCUUUCGGUAUUGAACAAAAUACCAGUUGUAUGUUAGGCAUACGAACCGCAUGCUGUAGAAAGUCACAUUACAUAAGCUCAGUGAUCGGUUUCACUGUGAUCGUUUUAUUAUUCGGUUUAAUACUGAUUCAAAUGUACAAACCACAUGUAGCGGUAUCGAAAACAGCACCAACAUCAACUUCAUCACAUUCAAAACAAAGCAAUUUACAAUUUGUAAAAAACAAAAUUCCACAUUUAUCAACUCAGAUAAGUUUGUUUCUUCCUUACUAUGAAUUUUUAAUUCGUGACCACAGCAAUCGACUCAAUGAAGAUUGGCUUGGAUGGACAAAACGUAAUGAACUAGCUAUGCGUGGACGCGUACUGAACUACCUGUCAAGAUUUAAACAUGAAUUGAAUUACCUUGAUCAACAAAUGGAAACAGAAAAUUCAAUUGUUCAAUCACUUCUUUCUCAAGUGGAAUUAUCACUGCCAAUAACAAAAUCAGACAAAUCCUACAACAAACGAACAAAAUAUCCUACCUCGCCCAUUUUUAACUCGGAAUUAUUAUUUCGUCAACAGAUUUGUCAUUUUUUACCAGUAAUAUCAGUUCCAAUAAAUGAUGAAAAUAUUUCAUUGAAUAAAGAAGGUAUUGCAACUUCAUUGCAUAAAAUAAUUAGACCGAAUAAUAUCAAACGAAUUAUUUGGACUGCAGCAAUCAGUUCACUGGUAGAUUUUGAUUGGAAUAGUGAAGAACAAGCGAAUAAUUUAUUUUUAACUGCUAUUAUUGUUGGCAUAGUUAUGAUUAGUUGUAUUGGUACAGUAGAUAUAGGCGGUAAACUUUUGAAAAUUUUGUACAUUCAUCCAACAAUCUCAUUAUCUGAUAAAAAGAAAUGGAAAGCGCGUUCAAGAGAAUCAAACAGCACUGAUGAAUCAUCAUCAAUGAACUAUGAUAGAAAUAUUGAGAAUAUUAUUUUAAUAUCACCUCAACCAGCACCGAUUAUUCCAUGGCCUACAAAACAAUUAUUAAAUAUGAAUGGGAAAUUUAAACCAACCAAUCAACAGACAUCCACUCUUGAGUCGUCAAUAUCAGUAAUGAAACAAUCAGAAAAUCCACUUCCUUUAACUGCUUUUUAUUUAGAUUCUAAUCUUGUAUUAACACCAAGUAAUACGACAUCACCAAUCAUAAAUAAUAAAACAAUACAAUUGGAUAAUAUUUCACAUUCCAUACCUAUUUUCAUUGCUCAUUCGCUAUCAUCUACACCGAUUAUUGCUUUAAAAACAGAUUCAUGGGCUUCCACUGAUCGGCUCUCAGGAGAAUUGUUUGAAAAAACACUUACAGAAUAUUAA